Molecule: messenger RNA, 2208 nt
Organism: Morchella importuna
Lineage: Eukaryota; Fungi; Ascomycota; Pezizomycetes; Pezizales; Morchellaceae
Exons: 4
Coding region: 1-2208 (735 amino acids)
Molecular function (GO): protein binding
Source: RefSeq, a predicted model, not a curated record
AUGAACAGCAUCUUUGCAUCCGCCGGAGCAAACUCCUCGAAUCUAUCCUUCUCUACGCCUCCGAUGCAGAAGAGUAGCAGCAACCUUCAUGGACGCAAGCGGUUCGUGGACGGCGGCAGCGCCGACGAUGGGGCCAGUAAUGGUGCUGGGGGACCGUAUAGGUCGGUGGCGUAUAGGACUGAAGGUGCUAGGCUGGCUUGUCUAGUCAAUGCUUCGGUCACUGUGUGUGGAGAUGAUGAGGCUAUCUAUGCCUUUGGAGGAUUCGAUCAGUACACGGAUGAAGUGUACAAUCACGUGCUGAAGUUGGACCUGCAUACUUACACAUGGACGUUGGUUGAUAAUUAUGGUGACAUCCCGAGUGUCAGAAUGGGGCAUACUACUACCUACUGGCGCGAUAAUAAAUUAGUCAUUUUCGGGGGCGAGAAUGAACACCGAAUGUUUCUCUCUGAUGUCUAUAUAUUCGAUAUAUCCACAGCAACUUGGUCCCAACCAGUCGUGGAGGGGCAUCCUCCUAGCGGGCGCUCCCGCCACGCGGUUGUGCUCCAUGAGGAUAAGCUGUUCAUUCUGGGUGGCAUUCAUAAUAAUCCUAAUGCCAUAGAAGAUGACACGGAAUACAAUCCGCAAGAGGUUCUAGACGAUAUAUGCUACCUUGACUUGAAAUCUAUGACAUGGAGUAGGAGCUGGAAGUGGAUCGCCCGAUUCGAUCACCAGGCUUGGGUCCGGGAUAAUAAGUUGUGGGUUUUCGGCGGUAUGGGGAAAGAGAUGGAUCGAACGGGAGAACUCAUUUCACUGGAUCUGAACCAUCCCGCGUUUGCGAGAACAGAUACGAAGCAGAUGGGGUAUGUGACUCGACAGGCAGGCGCUAGUAAUGAGCCAACCGUGGGCCAGAGUCGUGUGCUUCGUUCACACCGCCCUUAUGGGCCAAAUUCCCCAAGGCCUAUUAAUCUGUCUCAACGGAGUUCCCCGCCGCCGAGGAAGCAGUUUGUUCCUGCUGCUACCUCGUCAGUGAGGUUUUUAUGGGGUCGUGAUAUUCCCUCAGAAGCUCAUGGAACCCAUUUCCAUCAUAUUUGUGGGAACACUCUGUUGGACUUUGUAACCUCAGCCAACACUAUUGAUCCUUCGGAGACGGGCCUAUGUGCGCUGGAUCUCAACGAGAUGACAUGGCGUAAAAUGGCCGAUGGCCCCGAUAUCUUUGGGGGUGGAGAAUGGAGAUGGCACUAUCUCGCUAUCUCACCUAACAGCACAAUGGCUUACCUUCUCGGGUGUCCCACCCACGAAGAAGAUUUUGGUCUCGGCGAAGGCGAGGAGUACCUCUCGGAUGUUCUCCCUAUCGAUCUCAGCCGAAUCGGCAUUGACAUUGGACAGCGGCAAGGCGAAAACCCUCACAAUGGCACGCUCGGCUGGGAUCUUGCCAGUGUGUUCGACAACCAUGAAAUGGAUACUGGCGCAGAUUUCGUUAUCCGUGCGAUGAAGGACGAGGCUGCAGAAGGCGACGAAUGGGACAUGAGCGGCAUUUGGGGCAGUAGCGUCAAUAACAGCCCUAUGCCACCAUCUGACGACCCCGACAUGCCGCCGGAGCAGGUCCUGGGACCCCCGAUCAAGGUUCACAAGCUCAUACUACUUGCUAGAUGGCCCCACUUUGCGACACUGUACAACGCCCGUAUGAGAGAGUUCCAUCGCGGAAGCCUUUAUCUACCAGAGGCAUACUCGGUUGUGAGGGCGUUCAUGUAUUACUUGUACAGUGACUCUAUCGCUACAUCGCCGUACUGCGCCAACCUUUCUGUUGUCGCCGGUCUUUUAGUCAUGGCAAACAUAUACAACAUGAAGCGGCUACGUACACUUGCUCUCGGCAGAUUGUUCAAUGAGCUUGACAUCGAAUCUGCCGCAGUCGUGUGGGAGCGCGCCGGCACCGCUGGUGAGGAGGCGCUCAGGAAAAAGGCGGCGCGCUUCGCGCUGACUUUUUGGGGACGGAUUGUCCGCACGAUGGGGUUCAGGAAACUGAGCAGAAGAAGUGUGAUGGAGUUAUGCGAGGAGACAGAUGUCGAGGGGCGGGUCAUGGGUGGAGAGGAACUUGGUUCGGUGGGAGCCGUUGAUGGCAGCGAUGUGUCUGGGAGGGGUUUUGGUGGUAUCGGUUUUGGUGGGGUGGCGAGAAGAAAGGAAGAGGAUGGUGGGGAGAUAGAGGUGGAUGAGGAUGAUGAGAUGUUGUAG